UUGGAAUGUGCAUGAUGUCAACAAAAAGCGGAUUUUCCGUGUUCCCAAAUAAGAGCCCUCACUGGGCACGUUAUGGAGCCGUUAUACCGGUUGAGUCAUGGUGUUGCCAUGCUCGCUAAGGUCAUGCCCACUGGAGCGAAGAGGUGCUGAUCUCCAGAUUGCCAAGGCGGUGCCAAGACACAGACUUUUCCCCUUGCCCCCCCAAACCCAACCCUGUGACACCCCACAUGCCCCACACCCCUGCGUCGACCCUGGUCGGUCCUCGUGAUGGAGCUAACUAACCCCACCUCCACCCUGUACGCUGCGGUCGUAAAGAUGUUGGGGUAUAAAUUGAGGUGGAUGAUAGGAAUCAGAAAACUCUGAGAACUAGAUCUAGAACUAUAACACGAGAACUAGAACAUGAAGAACAUGGUGAUGAUGGACUCCAUUGUUGGGAGAAACUGGCCACUGACCUUCCUGGCUGGGACACUGCUCUGGACCACCUGCCUUGCGGCUCCUAUGCAGUGCCACUUCAACUCCAAAGCGCUGUGUGUGUACGAGGGGAGACACUACUCUCUAGGGGAGUCCUGGAUGGAGGACGGCUGUCUGCAGUGUACCUGUUUGCACCCUGUCGGCGUCGGCUGCUGCGAGACGGUGCAUCACCCGGUGGACUUCCCAGGGUGGUGCGAGGUUCGGGUGGACACUCUGACCUGUAAGAUGACCCUCGUUCAGAGCGCUGACCCCCGGCUGCCCUGCAGACCUGGGAAUGGAAACAACCUAGACCCCAGCCACGGCUCACUGGAACACUACUUGCAGCUAGCGGAGUAGACGGGGAUAGAAUCACAGUCGGACAGUGGAGGCUGGUGGAGGGAGAAAUCGAAGAACGAGCUCAUUUAAUUCCAGCCAUUACAUUUAAAGUGGCACAAGCCUCCACUGAAGUCGAACGAUCACCUCCCUCCACCCGUCUGUCUGUGUACUUCAAACGCUCCAUUCUCACAUGUUGCAGACCCGUAAUUUGUUAACAUUUAAACCUCAUGAAUAUUACAAUAUACUGUACCAUAAGCAGAAAAUUAUACUCCGUUGGAAUGCAGAGGUGAGCCCACAUAAUGUAAUCCCACAUUUAUGGCACCCUGUAAUGCUCUACUGUAAAUAUCAACUCUUAUAGUAAUAUAUAACAAUUCUUGUCGUAUUUGUUCUGUAUUGCAGUUAUAUUCAGUUA
Molecule: messenger RNA, 1198 nt
Organism: Salvelinus namaycush (lake trout)
Lineage: Eukaryota; Metazoa; Chordata; Actinopteri; Salmoniformes; Salmonidae
Gene: msmp1
Product: microseminoprotein, prostate associated 1
Exons: 4
Coding region: 400-807 (135 amino acids)
Source: RefSeq, a predicted model, not a curated record